AUGCGCUUAGAGCGCACUGGAGAGUAGUUCAGGAAAAGGGAGGGGGAUAGCAGUUAGCCAGAAUAGCUAGAAUAAAGUCUUAAAUAAACAGGCUCAUUGUUGAUCAAACAACGUGGGUCCUUGGGAGACCGCUAUCGGAGGCAUUCCGGUCGCCAUUGGGGACCAGGAGAGAGUCUUGGUGGCGUUUUAAGCUGUUCCUUCUUUCAAAGCGGCGUGCCGGGGGAGGACGCGUCUCUUUGAAUAGACAGGAUGCACGGACCGCCCUCCAGCGACAGCGCAUGCCCAUUGCGCCUCAUCAAGAGAGUGCAAUUCGGCAUCAUCAGUCCAGAUGAGCUUAAACGAAUGUCUGUCACUGAAGGUGGCAUCAAGUACUCCGAGACUACGGAAGGAGGCCGCCCAAAGCUUGGUGGUCUUAUGGAUCCAAGACAAGGGGUCAUAGAGCGGACGGGCAGGUGUCAGACAUGUGCAGGUAACAUGGCAGAGUGCCCUGGUCAUUUUGGCCACAUUGAGCUGGCAAAGCCGGUGUUUCAUGUUGGCUUCGUCAACAAAAUUAUGAAGGUUCUUCGCUGUGUCUGUUUCUUCUGCUCCAAGCUUCUAGUGGAUUCUAAUAAUCCGAAGAUCAAGGACAUUCUGGGGAAGUCGAAGGGGCAGCCACGGAAGCGCCUGACCCACGUGUAUGACCUCUGUAAAGGCAAAAACAUUUGCGAAGGUGGUGAGGAGAUGGACAACAAGUUUGGAAUGGAACAGCAGGACCAUGAUGAGGACCUUACCAAGGAGAAGGGUCAUGGCGGCUGCGGGCGUUACCAGCCGAUCAUUCGGCGCACGGGCCUGGAGCUCUACGCCGAGUGGAAGCACGUGAACGAGGACUCGCAGGAGAAGAAGAUCCUGCUCAGCCCUGAGCGUGUGCAUGAGAUCUUCAAGCGCAUCUCUGACGAGGAGGACAUCAUCUUGGGCAUGGACCCCAAGUUUGCCCGGCCCGAGUGGAUGAUUCUCACAGUGCUGCCCGUGCCCCCUCUCGCUGUCCGACCCGCUGUGGUCAUGCAGGGCUCUGCCCGAAAUCAGGAUGACUUGACUCACAAGCUGGCUGAUAUUGUGAAGAUCAACAACCAGCUGCGGAGAAAUGAACAGAGUGGCGCGGCAGCACACGUCAUCGCUGAGGACGUGAAGCUCCUGCAGUUCCACGUGGCCACCAUGGUGGACAACGAGCUCCCUGGUCUGCCCAGAGCGAUGCAGAAAUCAGGCCGUCCACUCAAGUCCCUCAAACAGCGUCUGAAGGGGAAGGAGGGUCGCGUCCGUGGUAACCUGAUGGGUAAGCGAGUUGACUUCUCAGCCCGAACGGUCAUCACGCCCGACCCCAACCUACAGAUUGACCAAGUGGGUGUGCCUCGCUCCAUUGCCGCCAACAUGACCUUCCCUGAAAUCGUCACACCCUUCAAUAUCGACAGACUUCAAGAGCUUGUGAGCAGAGGGAACAGCCAGUACCCCGGAGCCAAAUACAUCAUCCGUGACAAUGGCGACCGCAUUGAUCUGCGAUUCCACCCCAAACCAAGUGACCUUCAUCUCCAGAUUGGUUACAAGGUUGAACGACACAUGUGCGAUGGUGACAUCAUCAUCUUCAACAGACAGCCUACGCUGCAUAAAAUGUCUAUGAUGGGGCAUCGAGUGCGAAUCCUUCCAUGGUCCACCUUCCGUCUGAACCUCAGUGUGACGACCCCCUACAACGCUGACUUUGAUGGGGACGAGAUGAACUUGCAUCUCCCCCAGUCUCUGGAGACGAGAGCGGAGAUCCAGGAGCUGGCCAUGGUGCCUCGUAUGAUCGUCACCCCCCAGUCCAACAGGCCCGUCAUGGGUAUCGUGCAGGACACACUUACCGCCGUGCGCAAAUUCACAAAGAGAGACGUCUUCUUAGACAGGGGCGAGGUGAUGAACCUGUUGAUGUUCCUCUCCACGUGGGACGGCAAGGUGCCCCAGCCGGCCAUCCUGAAGCCCAGGCCGUUUUGGACGGGCAAGCAGAUCUUCAGUCUCAUCAUCCCCGGCCACAUCAACGUCAUCCGUACCCACAGUACUCACCCCGACGAGGAGGACAGUGGCCCCUACAAGCACAUCUCCCCCGGAGACACAAAGGUGAUUGUGGAGAACGGUGAGCUGAUCAUGGGCAUCCUGUGUAAGAAGUCCCUGGGAACGUCCGCUGGCUCGCUGGUCCACAUCUCCUACCUGGAGAUGGGCCACGACGUCACCCGCCUCUUCUACUCCAACAUUCAGACGGUGGUCAACAACUGGCUGCUCAUUGAGGGUCACUCCAUCGGUAUUGGUGACUCCAUUGCUGACGCAAAGACUUACUUGGACAUUCAGAACACCAUCAAAAAGGCCAAACAGGAUGUGAUAGAGGUGAUUGAGAAGGCCCACAACAACGAGCUGGAGCCGACCCCAGGUAACACGCUCAGGCAGACCUUUGAGAACCAGGUGAACCGCAUCCUGAACGACGCUCGAGACAAAACCGGAUCGUCCGCCCAGAAGUCCCUCUCAGAGUACAACAAUUUCAAGUCCAUGGUGGUGGCUGGGUCCAAAGGAUCCAAAAUUAACAUCUCACAGGUUAUUGCUGUGGUGGGGCAGCAGAACGUGGAGGGUAAGCGAAUCCCGUUCGGCUUCAAGCACCGGACACUGCCCCACUUCAUCAAAGACGACUACGGCCCUGAGAGUAGAGGCUUCGUGGAGAACUCUUACCUGGCCGGACUGACGCCCACCGAGUUCUUCUUCCACGCCAUGGGAGGCAGAGAGGGUCUUAUCGACACGGCUGUCAAGACUGCCGAGACGGGUUACAUCCAGCGUCGUCUGAUCAAGUCUAUGGAGUCUGUGAUGGUCAAAUACGACGCCACGGUGCGGAAUUCCAUCAACCAGGUGGUGCAGCUGCGUUAUGGAGAGGACGGCCUGGCGGGAGAGAGCGUGGAGUUCCAGAACCUGGCCACGCUCAAGCCCUCGCACAAGGCCUUCGAGAAGAAGUUCAGGUUUGACUACAGCAACGAGCGAGCCCUCCGGCGCACCCUGCAGGAGGAUGUGGUGAAGGAUGUGCUGACCAACGCACACGUGCAGAGCGCCCUGGAGCGUGAGUUUGAGAAGAUGAAGGAAGACCGGGAGAUUCUGCGUGCCAUCUUCCCCACAGGGGACAGCAAGGUGGUGCUGCCAUGCAACUUGGCCAGAAUGAUCUGGAACGCCCAGAAGAUUUUCCGCAUUAACCCCCGGACCCCCACAGACCUCAACCCACUGCGGGUGAUUGAAGGUACCCAUGAGCUGAGUAAGAAGCUGGUGAUCGUGAACGGCGAAGACCCUCUGAGUCGGCAGGCGCAGCAGAACGCCACGCUGCUCUUCAACAUCCACCUGCGCUCCACGCUCUGCUCGCGCCGCAUGACCGAGGAGUUCCGCCUGAGCACCGAAGCCUUCGACUGGCUCCUCGGAGAGAUCGAAACCAAAUUCAACCAGUCUAUCGCCCACCCAGGCGAGAUGGUCGGCGCCCUGGCUGCCCAGUCCCUGGGAGAGCCCGCCACCCAGAUGACCCUGAACACUUUCCAUUACGCCGGUGUGUCGGCCAAGAACGUCACCCUGGGUGUGCCCCGUCUUAAGGAGUUGAUCAACAUCUCCAAGCGGCCCAAGACCCCCUCGCUCACAGUCUUCCUGGUGGGCCAAGCGGCACGUGACGCUGAGAGGGCCAAAGACAUCCUGUGUCGCCUGGAGCACACCACACUACGCAAGGUGACAGCCAACACUGCCAUCUACUACGACCCCAAUCCUCAAAACACAGUGGUGACUGAGGACCAGGAGUGGGUGAAUGUCUACUAUGAGAUGCCGGACUUUGACGUGACCCGCAUUUCGCCCUGGUUGCUCCGCAUUGAGCUGGACCGCAAACACAUGACUGACCGCAAACUGACCAUGGAGCAGAUCGCUGAGAAGAUCAACGCUGGGUUUGGUGACGAUCUGAACUGUAUCUUCAAUGACGACAACGCUGAGAAGCUGGUGCUGCGAAUCCGUAUCAUGAACAGCGACGAGAACAAGUUCCAAGAGGAUGAAGAGGUGGUGGAUAAGAUGGAUGACGACGUGUUCCUGAGGUGCAUCGAGUCCAACAUGCUGACAGACAUGACCCUGCAGGGUAUUGAGCAGAUCAGCAAGGUCUACAUGCAUCUUCCUCAGACGGACAAUAAGAAGCGCAUCAUCAUCACGGAGGACGGCGAGUUCAAGGCCCUGCAGGAGUGGAUCCUGGAGACGGACGGCGUGGCUCUCAUGCGCGUCCUGAGCGACAAGGACGUCGACCCCGUUAGGACCACCUCCAACGACAUUGUGGAGAUCUUUACUGUGUUGGGUAUUGAGGCUGUGCGGAAGGCUCUGGAGAGGGAGUUGUACCAUGUGAUCUCCUUUGACGGUUCCUAUGUCAACUACCGCCAUCUGGCCCUGCUUUGUGACACCAUGACCUGCAGAGGUCACUUGAUGGCCAUCACCCGUCACGGCAUCAACCGACAGGACACCGGUCCACUCAUGAAGUGCUCCUUUGAAGAGACGGUGGAUGUGCUGAUGGAGGCCUCGUCUCACGGCGAGUGCGACCCCAUGAAGGGUGUGUCGGAGAACAUCAUGCUUGGCCAGCUGGCCCCUGCCGGCACCGGCUGCUUCGACCUGCUGCUGGACGCCGAGAAGUGCAAGUACGGCAUGGAGAUCCCCACCAACAUCCCUGGCAUCAGCGUGCCUGGACCAACGGGCAUGUUCUAUGGCUCCGCCCCGAGCCCGAUGAGCGCCAUGUCUCCGGCCAUGACCCCCUGGAACAUGGGAGCCACCCCUGCUUACGGUGCCUGGUCGCCCAGCGUCGGGAGUGGAAUGACCCCCGGAGCUGCAGGCUUCUCUCCCAGCGCGGCGUCCGACGCCAGCGGCUUCUCCCCGGGUUACUCCCCGGCCUGGUCCCCCACGCCGGGCUCUCCUGGAUCCCCGGGGCCUGCCAGCCCCUACAUCCCCUCACCAGGUGGCGCCAUGUCUCCAAAUUACUCUCCCACCUCCCCUGCCUACGAGCCUCGCUCUCCUGGUGGCUACACCCCGCAGAGCCCAGGCUACUCCCCGACAUCACCCUCCUACUCGCCCACUUCUCCAUCCUACUCCCCCACCAGCCCCAACUACAGCCCCACCUCCCCCUCCUACUCUCCCACCUCCCCCUCCUACUCCCCGACCUCGCCCUCCUACUCACCCACAUCACCCAGCUAUUCACCCACAUCUCCAUCUUAUUCCCCAACUUCUCCAUCCUACUCCCCAACAUCACCCUCUUACUCUCCCACGUCGCCCAGCUACAGUCCGACGUCGCCCAGCUACAGCCCGACGUCCCCCAGCUACAGUCCCACCUCCCCAUCCUACUCGCCGACGUCUCCGAGCUACUCGCCCACGUCGCCGUCUUACUCGCCCACGUCUCCAUCCUACUCCCCGACUUCACCCUCCUACUCGCCGACGUCCCCGAGCUACAGCCCGACGUCGCCCAACUACACCCCGACGUCGCCCAGCUACAGCCCCACCUCUCCUUCCUACAGCCCGACGUCUCCGAGCUACUCCCCCACCUCUCCGAACUACACCCCGACGUCCCCCAGCUACUCCCCCACCUCGCCCUCCUACUCACCGACCUCUCCAUCCUACUCCCCCUCCAGCCCACGGUACACCCCACAGUCCCCCACCUACACCCCGAGCUCACCCUCCUACAGCCCCAGCUCACCCUCCUACUCCCCGACUUCCCCCAAAUACACCCCCACCUCCCCCUCCUACAGUCCAAGUUCCCCGGAGUACACCCCGACGUCCCCCAAGUACUCCCCGACUUCUCCCAAAUACUCCCCGACCUCGCCCAAAUACAGCCCAACGUCCCCCACCUACUCCCCCACCACACCCAAAUACAGCCCCACCUCGCCGACUUACUCUCCCACGUCCCCAACCUACACCCCCACCAGCCCCAAGUACUCCCCCACUUCCCCAACCUACUCCCCGACCUCUCCCAAGUACUCCCCCACGUCUCCCACCUACUCGCCCACUAGCCCCAAGGGCUCCACCUACAGCCCGACGUCCCCCGGAUACAGCCCCACCUCCCCCACCUACAGCCUCACCAGCCCCGCCAUCAGCCCCGACGACAGCGAUGAGGAGAACAACUGAAGCCCGUCGGAGGACGGGAGCCCAGCCUGCGGCUCCCCCCACCCCAGCGAUUGGCCCUCAGACCCCGGGACAGAUGACUGAUGAAGGACUGCCCCUGCAGGGGAGGCAGUUGGGGUGUUGUGGAGGAGGUGGUAGUGGUGGUGGUUCAGAGAGGAGGCUUAGGACCCUGGGGUCCCACAUGUGAAAGAUUUGUUUAUCGUUUUUGUUUUGGCCCAUCCCCCCCCCCCCCCUCUCCCGGACCACCUCUUCAGCCUCUUCCCUCUCUGUGGGGGGUCACUCUGUAUACUGUUAUUGUAUUUCAUAGACUUGAACUAUUUGGCCAGAGAAUGGCUGCCUUUAAAAAGACUUGUUGUUUUGUUCUGGUUCUGUUUCUGUUUGCUUGUUUUGUUUUUAAUUUUCUGGUGGAAGUUACCUCAGGGUAAUGUAGCCACAGAAUAAGAAAGAAAGGAAAAACCGUGUGGUAAACACAUCAAAAUCUCUUUUCCCAUCCUCUCACCUUCUUCUCCUCCUACCUAUCUCUCUCUGAAAUUCAGUGUUGGAUGUAAAAGAAUGGGAGAGCUCAAGUAUUGCCAAAAGCCUUUGAAAAAAAAAAAAAAGCAAAUGGUGGAUUGUAUUUAUCUGCAAAGCUUUGAAGUUUCAAACUGUUUUGUUUGUUUUUUUUUUUUUUGUCUAAUUUAGAAAUAACUUUAGUGGAGUAGAGAGGAGAGCACAGACCUUUUUAAUAACAUAUUUUAUUCAAAAAAACGUAUCUCAUAGACCUUUGUUUUUUGUGUUCUGUAAAUAUUGUUGCCAGAUUGGCUACUAAGAUUCUGAUUGUUUGGCUUGAUAUGUCCAGAUUGAUGAGAAAUCCGAUAUACAGAGAAUUGUCUUCGUCCAGAAGUGUAUGGUCUCGCUAGCAAUUAGUUUAUUCAUAAAUGCGAGUUGAGAUUUAAUUUUACCUUGUAUCUAAGAAGAGGUGACAUUAGACGUAACGCAACUCAACAGUUGUGAAGGGGGAGGAUUGGUGGCGUUUUGUUUAGUAGUGUACGAUUGAGAGAAGGCGUGGGACAAGGGAGGUGAACCAUCGCAAGUCAAACUGUUGAAAUUGGUCUGUUCUUUUUACACCCCCCCUUUCCCAAACUCUUCACCCCAGAGGAUGCAAGCCUUAUACCUGUGUAGUUAUCUCACCAGCACCUCUCUGUCUCUUUAACCCUGGCAAACCUAGCAGCCAGGACAGACAAAAAGGACAAAAAAGUGAAAGCCAGCAACCAUGUUUCCUGAACGUUGGGAAAGUUUAUUGGGCGUUACAAGGAUAAAGCAGGAAUUCUGUUGAGUUCGUUUUCGUUUCUUCUAAAGAAUGGGCAGUUAGAAGUUGGGAUCUCAAGAAUUAGUGCUUUGUUUAUUUUUCUCUGCAUGAGAACCACCUACCAGAAUUUAUUAAAAUCAGGAUUGUUGGUUUAUUGUCUUUGGGUCCCCUCUUCAGCCUAUACUCUAUAGCAACAAUUUAGUAAAAAGGUAAAAAAAAAAAAAAAAAGUAUAAAUCGUUGAUAUUUUUUUUUUCUUUUUCAAAAUUUUAAUUCAAUGUUCCGUAUAUUUAAGGCAAGUGAAUAAUAUUACUCAUCUGUGUGAAUAAUUGAGGAAAUUUGUGGGGAGAAUUUGUUUUGCCACCCACCCCACCCCAUCCCCCUUAUCUGCUCUGUGUUGGAUCGUUGACGCUGUGAAGAAGAGUUGUCCAGGUGCGUUUUGGUUUGAAGGUGGAGACCACAGAGGCUUGUGACUCUACGCCCAUUUCUCUGGUCUCUUUCCCAAACAAACUGACCAUUGAGUUCAGCUAAUAAUUGACUCGUGCUAUUAUUACUUGACAUUUUUUGAUUCAGGAAAUUUCAACGGCUAUGAAUUUCUUUUACAGUUGAAAGAAAAUGGCCAUUUUCAUUUCACGGUUUCACUUCUUGGGUGAACGACACUUGUGUGGUUAGGGCGAGGCUAACCAAGGAAAUAGACAACUAUGGUGGUUGAAUGUUGUUUAUGAAGGAGAGAAAUGCUUGGCCCAAAACAGCACUUUUUGUACUUUCAGGUUUGGUCUCGGGAAUUAAGUAAGAUUGAUUUUAAAGUGAUUUACAUGGGGAAAUGAGUGUUCUUGAACAAAUCAAUUAGUCCCGUCAUGUUUUAGAUCCAUCCAUCCAUCUAUCUGUUCACACAUUCUUGCUUUUUCUCAGAUUGCACCUGGCCCUCAGACAAAUCAGUGUUUAUUCUCUUCCAACUACCAAGGUCCAGAUAGUUGUGGCGAUAGGGCUCACUGGAGUGGGACGUGAGAUGGGGGGGGAGGCACAAUAUUGUACAGUGCUAGGAGUGUUUUGGUGGAAGGAUAUUGAAGAGCUUUUUCUACCAUUGAUGUGGAACCAAGAUGAAUUCCUUACUUUGAAGGAAUAUGAUUGGAACCACUACCCCCCCCCCCCCCCUUUUUUUUUUUUUUGGUACCCUGUAUAACCAUCCAAGUUUCCUCAAUGGUGUUGGAGACCCUAGAUUGGGCCAGUCUUUGAGGGGCUGUGAGAGUGACCUUAGCAGAGGAACAGUAAGGUACCAUCCGAGAAAGGAGAGCCGCUUGAACUUCAAAGAGCACCGAGCUUCAGUUUCCAAAGCCUUAAGUUGCAAAAUGUUUGGAGGAGGUUUUUUGAGGCGUCUCCCCGUUUUUUUUUUUUUUGGUACAGCGUGUGAAGCUGUGUGUGGGUCCUCACCAAGCCUGGCCAGCCUUCAGCUGUUUGGCUAUUUUGUGUGAUGUCCAGUCGCUGUUGCUGUGUCUCAACUCCUAGAGAGGACUCACCGGGAGUGAGCGAGGAAGAGUGUGUUUGUAUGAGUGAGUGUGCGCAUGUGUCCAUCGGUGAGACAGGGUUUUCCUGAAUUCUGAGUUGAAGACUGGACAGGGUUUUUUUUUUUUGUUUCUUUGUUUUUUUGGGGCAGGGAUGGGGAGGGGGGUUGGAGGAGGAUUUAAAUUAAAAAUUUAAAAUUGCCACUGUAUAGAAAUCAAUCUGAUUUACUUCAUUCUCUGUAUCUAUUUGUUGCGUUUGUUUUUGACUUGAGAAAAAAUAAAAAGUUUUACUACA
This is a messenger RNA of Alosa sapidissima (American shad), 9239 nucleotides long. It is a transcript of the gene polr2a, whose product is annotated as RNA polymerase II subunit A. Gene Ontology annotation, molecular function: DNA binding. The transcript is spliced from 29 exons. Gene Ontology annotation, cellular component: RNA polymerase II, core complex. NCBI's taxonomy places the organism in Eukaryota, Metazoa, Chordata, Actinopteri, Clupeiformes, Clupeidae. Gene Ontology annotation, biological process: transcription by RNA polymerase II. Bases 250 to 6159 code for a protein of 1969 amino acids. The record is from RefSeq and is a predicted model, not a curated record.